AUGCGUGCUCUCAGCGACAAUGGCGAUAGCAUGGCCGAGACAAAUGAAACCACAAAAAAAAUGCUAAUUGAAAAGAAGCGAAGCACCGUCAUGAGCUGCGUUUUGCAUAUUCAGAAGCAGCCGUGGGAAGACGGGGCGUUCCACAAGGCAGUUUCAGAGUGGCUCCAGCUGGCAGACUCUAUCGACAAGAACUGUGCCAGCAGUGCGUCGAUUGAGGCGCUUGCCUUCUGGGACUACACCACGGGUGUGCUGGAGUCUCUUUCGCACUACACGCCGGAAGAGCUGGCUGCCUCCAAGGAGAACAUAGACGCAAUAGUUUCGGCGAUGAACGCGCUGCCAAAAAGCGAUGCUGGGGUCUUUUUUUUGACCCGAAUCCUUCUUCUCAACUCGCAGGACGGGUCUAUAUUCAAAAACCGGCUGUCUUGCCUUGUCCUGCAGCUGGAAGAGAUGUACAACAGCCUUUCCAUUAUAUAG
Nematocida major is the source of this 474-nucleotide messenger RNA. RefSeq lists its product as uncharacterized. Lineage: Eukaryota; Fungi; Microsporidia. The coding region runs from base 1 to 474 and encodes 157 amino acids. The record is from RefSeq and is a predicted model, not a curated record. The transcript has a single exon.